Molecule: messenger RNA, 3313 nt
Organism: Sardina pilchardus (European sardine)
Lineage: Eukaryota; Metazoa; Chordata; Actinopteri; Clupeiformes; Clupeidae
Gene: gad3
Product: glutamate decarboxylase 3
Exons: 16
Coding region: 339-2021 (560 amino acids)
Biological process (GO): GABA biosynthetic process
Cellular component (GO): cytoplasm
Molecular function (GO): glutamate decarboxylase activity; pyridoxal phosphate binding
Source: RefSeq, a predicted model, not a curated record
UUCUCGUCUCAUGACGUCUGGCCAAGAAAACGUACUAUUGGUCUUAGAAUAAUAAAGGGAAAUGGGGAUGGAAAUGAGAUUCUCACAGACUACAUCAUACACAAUCAUCAUUUGACUCCGUCACUACAAACAAACAAAUCAACCAAUCUGACAGGUAUGAUCUGGCAUCAACAGUUGGCAUAGAGACAGUCACCCAGGCCUCCAGACUUCACAGAGAACAAGGAAAUGAGAAUCCACACCCAUCUGUGAGCUGCGUCUACCAAAACUGUCCCCCACCAUUGACAAUACUCCUUCAACGCCAGGCAGUUGGUUUUCCAUCUACCGCAAUCCUGAUCACCAUGGACGCUGUUCAACAGAUUGCUGGAAGUAAUAAUACUUAUCCUUCAGAGGCAAACGCUUCAGCAGAAGUGAGUGCGACUGCAGCUGGACACAUACUGAGACAGAAGGGAAAGGCCAGUGAGAGAGAUGGAACCCCCAGUGUCCAUCGAGCAAAUGGCACUCAGGCGCUGAACAUGGACUUCAGCAACAUCUAUAGCAGAGAUCUGCUCCCGGCAGAGGGUGGUGUGGAAGCAACCAAGAGCUUUAUACAUGAACUGGUGGAUAUUCUCUUCGCCUACAUCUGCAAAUCAGCAAACAGGAGCUCUAAAGUGCUGGACUUUCAUCAUGUCCAUCAAUUGAAGGACGGCUUGGACGGGUUCACCUUAGAGCUCCCUGACCAACCCGAGAACCUUGAGCAGCUCCUUGUCGAUUGCCAAGAUACCCUAAAAUACGGCGUCAAAACUGGGCAUCCACGCUUCUUCAACCAGCUGUCAUCUGGUCUUGACAUCAUUGGCCUGGCAGGGGAAUGGUUGACCUCAACGGCCAACACUAACAUGUUCACCUAUGAAGUGGCGCCUGUCUUCAUACUCAUGGAAGAGAUUCUUCUGAGUAAGAUGAGGAGCAUGAUUGGAUGGCCCGCGGACGAAGGGGAUGGAAUCUUCUGUCCAGGUGGCAGUAUGUCUAAUCUGAACAGCGUGCUUCUGGCAAGGUACCACUUUUUCCCUGAGGUGAAGAAAGCGGGAAUGACUGUUCUUCCAAAGCUGGCCCUGUUAACCUCCUCACAUAGUCAUUACUCCAUCCAGAAAGCUGCCACGGUGCUGGGGAUCGGCACUGACAACGUGCUGCUGGUGAAGUGUGAUGAACGGGGGAAGAUGAUUCCUGCUGAACUAGAGUCUGGCAUCAUCACAGCCAAAGCCAAGGGUCUGGUCCCAUUUUAUGUCAACGCCACCGCAGGGACCACUGUUUAUGGUGCCUUCGACCCUCUGGACGACAUUGCCAACAUUUGUGACCGCCAUGGACUGUGGAUGCAUGUUGAUGCAGCUUGGGGUGGUGGUUUGCUGAUGUCCAAGAGACACUGUGCCAAAUUGAGUGGGAUUGACAGGGCAUCCUCUGUAACCUGGAAUCCUCACAAAAUGAUGGGAGUCCCACUGCAAUGCUCAGCUUUUUUAGUGCGUAAAAAGGGAAUCUUGCAAGAAUGCAAUCAGCUCCGAGCAGCAUACCUGUUUCAGCCUGACAAGCACUAUGAUGUCUCCUAUGACACUGGGGAUAAGACCAUGCAGUGUGGAAGACACGUGGAUGUCUUCAAGUUAUGGCUCAUGUGGAAAGCAAAGGGCUCAGAGGGGUUUGAGUCCCAGAUCAACAGAUGUUUGGAUAAUGCAGAAUAUCUGUAUGACAAGCUGGAGGGAAAAGCUGACUUUCAGCUGCUCUUCAAAAGCAAACCAGAGCACAGCAACGUCUGCUUCUGGUACCUUCCACAGAGCGUGAGAAGUAUGCCAGCGGGGUUAGAAAGAAACAAGAAGCUGCACACGGUGGCACCAAAAAUCAAGGCCAAGAUGAUGGAAGAAGGGCAGACCAUGAUUGGGUACCAACCUCUGGGAGAUAAAGUGAAUUUCUUCCGUUGUGUCUUCUCAAAUCCAGCCACUCAGAGAGAGGAUAUAGAUUUCCUUCUGGACGAAAUUGUACGGUUAGGUUCUGAUCUCUAACUUUUUAAAAAAUGUUGUGCAGUUCAUGGAAAUAGUCGUCAACAGUUUUUUGUUUCAGGCGUUUCAUAACGCAGUUCAAGGUGGCCUCAAAAAGACCACAUUCAUGGAAAAACAGGCUUGUUGUAGAGCGAACAUGAAGUUCUCAUGGGCUGCCAUUUUAACUUCAUAUUGGGAGGCCUACGGAAAGGAUUUGUCUUUUUUCUCUGUCCAGGUACACGUCCUCCCUUAGACAUUUAAGAUUGUAGCCCUGCAGUGGAUAAUAGUUAUUAAGACAUUGGUUGGAGUAGGCAGUGCUUCUGCUUUUGUUCAUGCACUCCUCUAGUUAACCUUGGACAUGUUGGUUACAGUCCACAACAAGUCUCUCAUAUCAUACUGCUUGACAGAGGAGCUCUUUCGGGUUUAGGUAAACACAGACAUAGAGGUAGGCACAAAGGAAGGCCAUUGACUAUACAGUGGAUCACUUCAAGGGGAAUCAUUAUCAUCAUAGAACGCAGAUGUCCUUUUGUCACCUAAAAUCAAGAGGACCACAGCUGCCGAUGUCUCUCGAAAGACAAAGGUGAAGGUCAACAAUUGCAGCCUUCUUGCUGCCCUCUGAGAUUUUCAUCAAGUUGGCACAGCCACAUUGUCUGCUCCUUGAGGACUUUAAACAAGUUGUGUAAUCAUGUCCCAUGUUGCAAUCUGUUGUUUGAAACAAUCCUGUUUGUUGCAAUUUGUACUGCAACCUUUGUCUUGUCAUUCCACAGACUACCAGAUAGGAUAAACAAGCUUAGAUUAGAUGACAUUAAUACAUUAUACAAUGAAUAAUUCAUAUUAAUAGAUAAAAUUAGAUACAUUUCACAUUUCAACACAAGAAAGCAUUCUGCACUUUAUCAUGGUGGUUGGAAGAACUAUGUAAACAAUAAUAUAAUGUGAUAUAUUUUUCAGCAAUUAUGGUCUUUCAAUUUAAAUUGUAGGAUGUUACAUUAGAAUUGAUUAGUUCCAUUGUAAAGAAUGUAAUUUGUAAUGUAGUUGAAAGUUGACACUGAAAUAAAUGCAACUUCAUUAAUAAUAAUGAUCAUUAAUCAUAAUUCAUCUUUUGACUAAAUAUUUCAGAUAGUCUUGUGAGAGGUUCUACAUAAAAGAAUGCCUCAUCAAUAUGGAUUACUCUGUAACCAGUGCUGUGGGAGAUAUUAAAUUAAUUUAGGAUAACCUUCUCCUUGAAGAUAUGUACUGGAUGGUGUGUUUCAUUUCAUUGACACCAGAAGAUGUAACAGAAUGGUUUAUAACUACUGUAGAUGCACCGCAUAGUGGUG